CUUCAGUUUCACGUCACUUCUUCACUCACUACUACUCCCUCCCUCCCAAUAUAAUUCAUUCAUCAAUUUCUAUAAAUACCAAACCUUGACACCCACCACAUCAUUCUAUAUUUCUACCUAGCUAGCUUCAUUUACUCUUUCUUAUUAAUCACUCUAUCUAUUUUCUUCUUCCUCUCUAUAAUGGGAGAUCAUAACAACAAUGUUAAUCUUCCACCCGGUUUUCGAUUUUAUCCAACUGAUGAAGAACUUGUCGUCCAUUUCCUUCAUAGAAAGGCUUCCCUUUUACCUUGUCAUCCAGAUGUUAUUCCUGAUCUUGACCUCUAUCCUUUUGAUCCAUGGCAACUUCAAGGAAGAGCUUUGGAAGAGGGAAAUCAAUGGUACUAUUAUAGUAGAAGGACACAAAAUAGAAUGACUAAUAAUGGUUAUUGGAUGCCAAUGGGAAUGGAAGAACAAGUUUUAACAAGCUCAAGUAAUAAGAGAGUUGGUAUGAAGAAAUAUUAUGUUUUCCAUAUUGGUGAAGCACCUGAUGGUAACAAAACUAAUUGGAUAAUGCAAGAGUAUCGUCUUUCCGAUUCCGCUUCUUCCUCUACUAGAUCAUCUUCAUCCAAAAGAAAAUCAAAAUCAGAACAUAGUAGGUGGGUGAUAUGUCGAGUUUAUGAACACGAUGAAGAUGAUGAUGAUCAGGAUGGAGAUGGAACAGAGUUGUCUUGUUUGGAUGAAGUUUUCUUGUCAUUGGAAGAUCUUGAUGAAGUAAGCUUGCCAAAUUAGAAGAUGCAAAUGCAAUGCAAGUGAUCAUAAUAUAUAGAGUUUAAUUAAUUACUAGCUACAUUUUCCAAAUGGGAAAUACAAAAAUAUCUAAGCUAAUUGUUGUUGUUAUCAAUAGUAUCAUUUCAUUUUACUUACAUGUUUUUAUUAUUGUAGCUACUUAAAUUAAAUUAAAUUGAAUAUAGCUAGCUACUUUAGCUGCCAUUGUAAUCAGUGAAUUAUAGCUUAUAGAUUAAUUUCAAAUCAAUAUAGCAGCCCUGCAAGUGGGGCACUAGUACUAGAUAUGAAAUGAACUUCAUGACCAAACAAUAUGCAAUAUGACGUUAUGCUUUCAAAGA
Molecule: messenger RNA, 1103 nt
Organism: Trifolium pratense (red clover)
Lineage: Eukaryota; Viridiplantae; Streptophyta; Magnoliopsida; Fabales; Fabaceae
Product: NAC domain-containing protein 104-like
Exons: 3
Coding region: 181-768 (195 amino acids)
Biological process (GO): system development; regulation of DNA-templated transcription
Molecular function (GO): DNA binding
Source: RefSeq, a predicted model, not a curated record